Sciurus carolinensis (gray squirrel) is the source of this 2974-nucleotide messenger RNA. Its product is annotated as schlafen family member 11-like. The coding region runs from base 34 to 2817 and encodes 927 amino acids. NCBI's taxonomy places the organism in Eukaryota, Metazoa, Chordata, Mammalia, Rodentia, Sciuridae. Gene Ontology annotation, biological process: defense response to virus. Gene Ontology annotation, molecular function: tRNA binding. The transcript is spliced from 5 exons. The record is from RefSeq and is a predicted model, not a curated record.
GGCGAUCACCACCCUCAGUCCAGCUGUGAACCGAUGAAUAGAUCAGGGGGCCCGGUCUCAGCAUUCCAACGCUGGGAAUCUUCAUACCCAAGUUGCAGAAUGGACAUGGAGAAACAUAAUUCAUCUUUGGCGGAAGAUUUAUCUCAUCCAGACUUAGUCCUCAACAUAGGAAAAGUGACUCUUGGUGAAAGAUACAGAAAAGAGCUGCAGAAACCUCAGAGAGAGCAGGAGAAAGUGAAGAUUUUACAGGCUGCGUGUGCUUUAUUAAACUCAGGAGGAGGAGUGAUUCAGAUGGAAACAGCAGACCAGGUUGAACAGCCAGUGGAGAUGGGACUGGACUUGGAAGAGUCCCUGAGAGAGCUUAUUCAAUCUUCAGACUUGCAGGCUUUCUUUGAAUACAAGCACCAAGGGAGGUGUUCUUACAUUUUUGUUAAAUCUUGGAGCAGUGGCCCUUCACCUGAAGACAGUUCUACUAAGCCCCGCAUUUGCAGCCUGAGCUCUUCGCUGUAUCGUAGAUCUGGCACUUCCGUGCGUCUCAUGAAAUCAGGAGAUGCAUUCGAUUUCCUAGUAACCAGGAAAAAGAGUGUAAAAUGUAGUCAGAAUAAUGAAGAAUUUUUACAGAGUAAAAUUUCCAGAGCUGCACAUCAGAACAUCUCUGAAGCAAAUCUUGCUUUCCAAGUGUUCCAGAGAAACCGACUUGAAUAUGGUGAAAUUCUACCUUUUCCUGAGUCUCAAUCUGUAGAGUUUAAGCAGUUUUCUACAAAACACAUUCAGGAAUAUGUAAAAGGCAUAAUUCCAGAGUAUAUCCCUGCAUUUGCAAACAGUGGUGGAGGCUAUCUUUUUAUUGGGGUGGAGGAUCAGAGUAGGAAAGUCCUGGGAUGUGCAAAAGACAAAGUUGACUGUGCAUCUUUGACAAGAGCCGUAGCAAAAGCAGUUUCCAAGUUGCCCAUUGUCCAUGUCUGCUCUUCUGAAGCAGGGUUGUCUUAUAGGACCAAAGUCAUAGAUGUGUUUCUCAAGGAAGACUUGUAUGGUUAUGUCUUUGCAAUUGAAGUGGAACCAUUCUGUUGUAUGGUAUUCUCAGAAGCUCCCAGUUCAUGGAUAGUAAGUGAUAGGAAGAACAUCUACACCCUGACAACCGAGAAAUGGGUAGACAUGAUGACGGACACUGAUCCAGAUCUUCAGUGUUUGUCUGAAGACUUUGAAUCUCAGCUAAGCCUAUCUAGUGGACCUCCCCUCAGCAGACCUGUGUACUCCAAGAAAGGCCUGGAACACAAAGAGGAUCUCCAGAGAAUCUUAUUUUCAGUGCCACUGGAAAAUGUACGAUACACUCCUGAAUCCCUCUGGAAGGAGCUGUCCACACAGCAUGAAGGACUGGAGGCGUUAAUAAGUCAGCAAAUGGAUCACUUCUCCCGGGGAAUUCUGAUUCUCUCUAGAAGCUGGGCUGUGGACCUGAAUUUGAAAGGGAAGCAGGAAGUCAUCUGUGAUGCUCUGCUGAUCGCUCUGAACAGCACCCCCAUCCUCUACACUGUUCUCAGGGAUCAGGAUGCAGAGGGGCAGGCUUACUGCACCAAGACUGCAUUUACUUUGAAGCAGAAGUUGGUAAACAUGGGUGGCUACACUGGGAAAGUGUGUGUCGUACCCAAGGUUCUCUAUCUGAGUCCCAAGAGCAAUGCAGAGACCAUGCAGGGGUCGGACUUUCUGAUAGAUUACCCCUCAUCCUAUUACCUUACAGAAACGCAGGAAAUGGAAACCUUGCUGCAGGCCCUCGUGAUUGUCUUGCUUGGCUUCAGAUCUUUCCUGAGUGAUCAGCUUGGCUGUGAGAUUUUAAAUCUGCUCACAGUCCAACAGUAUGAGAUAUUAUCAACAAACCUCCGCAAGAGCAGACACUGGUUUGUCCAUGGCUUGCCUGGCUCAGGGAAGACAAUCAUGGCCAUGAAGAUCAUGGAGAAGAUCAGAAAUAUGUUUGGCUGUGAGGCAGAUAGAAUUCUCUACAUUUGUGAAAACCAGCCUCUGAAGAACUUUAUUGGGUAUAAAAGGAUCUGCCAGGCAGUAACCCGGAAAACAUUCAUGAAGGCAAACUUUGAAGAGAUUCAACACAUCAUUGUGGAUGAAGCUCAGAAUUUCCGCAAGGAAGAUGGGGACUGGUAUAGGAAGGCAAAAGAUAUCACUCAGAGGGAAAAAGAAUGUCCAGGAAUUCUCUGGAUCUUUCUGGACUAUUUUCAGACCAGCCACUUGGAUGAAAGUGGUCUCCCUCCUCUUUCUUUCCAGUAUCCAAGAGAAGAGCUCACCAAAGUAGUCCGCAAUGCGAAUAAAAUAGCCCAAUACCUACAAGAAGUGAUGAAGGACAUUAGAAGGAGACCAGCACCUAACAUUCCCCAUGGGUCCUUGGAGAUGCUUCCUGAAGCCGAAUGGGUUUGCAGUAUCCAGGGAACCUUCCAGAUUCUGAGAAAUUUGGCUAUGAAUCAAAUCGUGACCAUAGUGGCAGACAAGUGCAAGAUGCUCUUUGAAAAGGGAUAUUCAUUCAGAGAUAUCGCUGUGCUGGUUGGUACCACAGAUGAAGUGGAGCGCUAUAAGCAUGACCUUCUGAGAGUGAUGAGGAAGAAAAGGGUGGUGCAGUUCAGUGAUGCAAAUGGCAUGUUGAGUGACCACAUUGUGUUGGACAGUAUCCGGCGGUUCUCAGGCCUGGAAAGGAACGUUGUGUUUGGGAUCCUUGAAAAGUCAGCCGAGCCUGCUAUCUUAAAGAACAUUCUGGCCUGUCUGGCUUCCAGGGCUAGACAACAGCUCUUUAUUCUGUUUCAUGGUAAUUUCUUAGUGUGAUAGGCUGAUAGAUCUGGCUCUGUGAGAUUACUAUAGGCCAGACUCUAAGGGAAAAUUACUAAACAGACUCCAUUUUGCUCUGAGACUCCAUGUUAUGCAGAUAAUAAGUUUCUCCCAUGGGAACACCCCGCCUCUGUACCCAUCAUCAGUUACUUAG